This is a messenger RNA of Laccaria bicolor S238N-H82, 3546 nucleotides long. RefSeq lists its product as uncharacterized. The transcript is spliced from 10 exons. The record is from RefSeq and is a predicted model, not a curated record. Gene Ontology annotation, molecular function: protein binding. Bases 1 to 3546 code for a protein of 1181 amino acids. Lineage: Eukaryota; Fungi; Basidiomycota; Agaricomycetes; Agaricales; Hydnangiaceae.
AUGAAUACCAUUGAAUGGAAUCCCAGUGCAAACAGACAUCGGCAAGCUGUCGGCGGAGGCGCCAGUCUUCAGAGACUCGAAGCUGUGGCCGCAUCUGAUGACGCCUUUCCGCCCCUGAAGUUGGCGGUCAUCAAGGCCUUGGGUAUCAUCGAGGUCAUUAAGAAAUUCAACUACAACAAGAGAGCUUGGAUUGCUUGUUCGGAUACUCUUAUUAGGAAGGUCGAGGAGAUCAUUCAGUAUACCUGUCAAUUUCGCGAGGAUCAGGUUCCCUCUGCUUUGCAGUCUUGGCUUGAGGAUUUGCAAGGAACUUUGAGCCAUCUAAAAGAAGAUGUUUCAGAUAUUCACCAGCAGAGUUUGAGGAAAUUUCCCAGCUUUACACAAGAUAAAGAGUAUAUCGAGAAGUUUGAGGGAAAGAUAAAUGAAGCCAUGAGCUCUUUCUGUGUUCUUCCUUGGCAUAAGGAACACUUCCAAAGUAUAUCAAAUAUGAAGACUACUGAACAGGUCAAGACAACAGAGGCCAAUCAAAAUGGUCAAGUAACUGUCUUUUCUGGAGCACAAGAUAUUCAGAUGGACCAUAGUAUAAUUAUUGCUGGACAAAUUGUCCACUAUGACAAUACUGAGAAACUUCAAGAAAAAAUCAAUGGCAUGAUAGAGGAAUCUAAGGAAAAUAAAUGGUUGCAAGAGCUCAGGGCUCCAUUACAUAGCAAACCAUCAGAGAGAUGCAUGCCUGGAACUCGAGUGGAUGUGCUCACAGACAUUGAAGCAUGGGUGAAUGAUCUGAGCAUGCCAAAUAUUCUUUGGCUUUCUGGCAGUCCUGGCUCUGGGAAAACAACAAUUGCUUCAACUGUUGUGGCUGGCUUUGAACAUUUUUCUGGGCAAUUUUUCUUCCACCGUGAUCAGGCUGAGCUUCGAAAUCCAGAUAACUUAUGGAGAUGCCUUGCUUUAGACCUUGCUCAGGGAACCAUUGCAUUGAAAACAUCUAUAGCCCAAGCACUAGAGGCACAGAAAGCUAAUAUCAGAGGCCUUGAUAUCUCGAUGCAAUUUGAGCAUCUCAUUGUCAAGCCACUCCAGGAGGUGUCUCAAAGCUCUGUGAAGCCACUUCUUCUUGUUGUUGAUGCUCUGGAUGAGUGUGAUUCAUAUGAGAAACUCUUACCUUCAUUACAAUCCUGUUCUCAGCUUUCCAAGUCUCUAAAGCUUCUAGUUACAAGUCGUCGUUAUCCUGAUAUUCAGAGUGCACUGGAUUCUGUUAGUUAUCAUAUUGACCUUCAUGCUGGGGAUGAAGUUUCUGAUCAGACUGCUGAUGAUAUUUGGAAAUACUUUACCACAAGAUUUCUUGAAGGGGCUAAGUUAGAUACCUCAGCUCUAUAUCUGAAUUGGCCUGGUCUAGAAAAAAUUUCAUUUCUUGUAGAAAAAGCUGCUGGGCUAUUCAUUUGGGCUAAAUCUGCAAUGGACUUUAUCUUGUGUAAGGGUGGUGACAUCCAAGAGAGGCUGGAAGUUAUAUGUUCAAAUUCUGGAGAAGGGACUGAUGCCAUUGAUACCUUGUACCAUUACAUCAUUUCUGCUGCUUUUCAGGGUCUAAGAGAAACAGAGAAAAAUUCCUUGUCAUCAGUUUUGGGCUCAAUUGUUGUUGCAAAAAAUCCACUUCAUUCCAGUGAUUUAGAACAGCUUCUUGGGGUUCGAGAUGCAUUAUCAAUAAUUAGCCAAUUAAGCCCAAUCAUGUCUAUCAGUGAAACUGGCCAUGUGCAGAUCUGUCAUCAGUCAGUUACAGAUUUUCUGCUUGCUCCAAAGCGUUCUCAAACCUUUUGGGUUGAUUCACAGAAGUACAGCCUAUGUCUUGCUGGAUAUUGUCUAAAAUUUAUGAAUGCAGUACUCAAGUUUAACUUCUUUGAUCUUGAAACAUCACAUGUCUUAAAUGAAGACAUUCCAGAGCUAGAGAAUCACAUUGAGAGUGUGAAGUCUACUGCUUUAGAUCAUGCAAGUCACUUCUGGGCAAUCUAUCUGCAAAGGAGUUCCAAUGAAACUUUACAGUCAGAAGUAAUGUUUCAGAUGGAGAAGUUCAUGUUAGACCAUGUUCUACAUUGGCUAGAAGUUAUGAGCUUGAGAGACACUGUAAAUCAUGCUGCUCAGUUACUGUUGUUGGCUGCAAGCUGGAGCAGGACAUUAAACUGUACUAUAUCAGAUUUUGCAAGUGAUGCAAAUCGAUUCAUCAUGGAGUUUAUUAAGCCAAUAUCUAUGGCAGCACCACAUAUCUAUCUGUCAGCACUACCCUUUGCACCCAAGGAUUCAAAAAUAUCUAUGCAUUUCUUGAAACAUUUUGAGAAAACUUUGAUAGUUCAGACUGGUCAAAUGGAAAAUUGGUCAGACAGGUGUUUUUUAAUACUAGAGGGUCAUAGUGAUUCUGUGAAAUCAGUUGCAUUCUCACCUGAUGGCAUGCACAUUGUCUCUGGGUCCGAUGAUAAAACAAUCAGAGUCUGGGAUUCUCUGACAGGUCAAAGUGUAAUGAAUCCUCUCAAAGGCCAUAAGGAUGAAGUGCAUUCAGUUGCAUUUUCACCUGAUGGCAGGUACAUCAUAUCUGGAUCUGCUGAUAAAACAAUCAGAGUCUGGGAUGCUCACACAGGUCAGAGUGUUAUGGAUCCUCUAAGAGGCCAUGAGGCUGAAGUGCAUUCAGUUGUAUUUUCUUCAGAUGGCAGGUACAUUGUGUCUGGCUCUGCUGAUAAAACACUGAGAGUCUGGGAUGCUCAGACUGGUCAGAGUGUGAUGGAUCCUCUUGAAGGUCAUGAUCGUAAAGUGUAUUCAAUUGCAUUUUCUUCUGAUGGUAGGCAUAUUGUGUCUGGAUCUGGUGAUGGAACAGUCAGAGUCUGGGAUUUUCAGGGGUGUCAGAGUGUCAUGGAUCCUUGUGAUGAUGAAGUAUAUUCAGUUGCAUUUUCUCCUGAUGGGAGGCAUGUUGUGAGUGGAUGUGAUGGUCAUAGUGUCAUGGUUUGGGAUACUUGGACAGGUCAGUGUGUGAUGAGAGAUUCCAGGGGUCAUCCUUGCCCAGUCAAUGCAGUGGCCUUUUCUCCUGAUGGCAAACAUGUUGUAUCUGUUGCUGAUUCUAUUAGAGUUUGGGAUACUCAAACAGGCCAGUGCAUGUUGAGUCCAGAUGAUGGUACAGGUUCAAUUCAUUCAGUGGCUUAUUCUCCUUGUGGAAGGCACAUUGCUCUUGGAUUAUAUGAUGGUACAGUCAAACUCUGGGAUGCUCAGGUUCUGACAGGGCCAAAUAAAACAGAUAUAGCCACUCAUUAUAAGAAGUGGAUCAAACAAGUUGCAUUUUCACCUGAUGGAAUGCACAUUGCUUCUGUAUCUGAUGAUACUACAGUCAAAAUUUGGGAUUUUCUAACAUGUCAGAGUGCAAUGGAUCCUCUGAGAGGCCACACAAAAAAUUCUGGGAUGCUCAGACAGGUCAGAGUUUACUGGGUCCUCUUAGGGGCCAUAAGUCUACAGUUACAUCAGUUGCAUAUUCUCCAGAUUGCAGAUAUAUUAUUUCUGGAUCCUGUGAUCAUACAUUAA